Molecule: messenger RNA, 2907 nt
Organism: Adineta steineri
Lineage: Eukaryota; Metazoa; Rotifera; Eurotatoria; Adinetida; Adinetidae
Source: the annotation of a GenBank genome assembly
AUGAGCAAUAGAAAAUCAAUAGCAAAUAACGAAUCUGAUGGCGCAAUGAAUAAAUAUCCAUUUCCAGAAGAUGCAGAAGGUCGUCGACGUAUCAAUAUUCAACGCAUGCAAAAUGUUCUUCUUAUCUGGUUAGACAGUAACAUUGACGAGACAAAUAAUGAUUGCCAAAAUACAAUCAAACAACUGCGACGGGCUAUCAACGACAUCAAUACAUUUACAGAGGGUGAUCAAUGCCUAGAAUUCAUUGAAACAAUCGUUAACAAAAAAGGAUGUAUGAUUAUAUCUGGAUCACUUGGACAACAUAUUAUAUCUCGUGUGCACAUUAUGUCUCAAAUUGAUUCAAUUUUUAUUUUUUGUGACAACCAAAACUAUCAUGAACAAUGGGCCAAAGAAUGGCCUAAAAUAAAGGGUGUCUUCACAGAUAUUACAUCCAUCUGUAAAGCACUCAAAUCGGCAGCUCAUCAAUGUGAGCAAAAUGCCAUUCCAAUGAGUUUUGUGGGAUUAAACAAAAAAUUGGAUCAUUUAGAUCCUUCUUUUAUGUAUAUACAACUCAUCAAGGAAAUAUUACUGAGCAUCAAGUUCGAACAAAAAUACAUUCAAGAUUAUAUUAAUUACUGUCGCGAUGUUUUUGGUGACGAUGAAGAAGAAAUGGUUCAUAUUAAACAAUUUGAAGAUGAAUACUACGAUGAACCACCAAUUUUUUGGUACACCUGUCAAAUGUUCUUGUAUCCCAUGCUCAAUCGUGCAUUACGGUUGAUGGAUGGUGAUAUCAUUACACGGAUGGGUUUCUUCAUUGCUGAUUUGCAUAGAAAUAUUGAACAACUACACAAGGAACAGUAUGUUGGUAAAACUGCUACUGACACCUUCACUCUUUAUCGUGGGCAAGGUUUAUCUAAUGCGGAUUUUGAACAAAUGAUGAAAGCUAAAGGUGGUCUUGUUUCAUUUAACAACUUCUUAUCUACCAGUGAAAACAUCAAAGUUUCAUUAGGUUUUGCUGAAGAUGCUGCAAAAAAUUCAGACCAAAUAGGAAUUCUUUUUAUCAUGCAUAUUAAUCUUGCUCAAUCAACAACACCCUUUGCUUCCAUUGCUAGUAUCAGCGCUAUGAAAAGAGAAAAGGAAGUUUUAUUUUCGAUGCAUAGCGUGUUUCGUAUCCAGGAUAUUAAACAGAUGGAUGGAAAUGAUCGUUUAUAUCAAGUUAACUUGGAACUGACUGCUGAUAACGAUCCAGAAUUAAGCAGACUUACUGAUUACAUCCGAGAAGAGAGCUUGCCAGGUUCUGAAGGAUGGUAUCGACUGGGAUUAGCACUAUAUAAUAUGGGUCAAUUUAACAAGGCUGAAGAUAUUUAUCAAGUUUUACUUGAUCAAACAGACGAUGACGAACAUACGGCACCUCUUUGUCGUCAACUUGGUUUAAUCAAACGUGCUCAAGGAAAAUAUGAAGAAGCACUUUCUUAUUUUGAAAAAACCCUUGAAAUUCGACAACAAUCACUUCCUCUCAAUCAUACUGAUUUGGCUGAUUCCUACGAAGUUGUUGGUAAUGUGCAUGACAACAUGGGUAAUUAUCCUACAGCACUUUCAUCUCAUGAAAAAGCCCUUGAAAUCCGACAAGAAUCACAUUCUCCCAAUCAUCUUGAUUUGGCUUCUUCCUACAACAACAUUAGUAAUGUGCAUUACAACAUGGGUAAUUAUCCAAAAGCACUAUUAUUUCAAGAAAAAGCCCUUGAAAUCAGUAAACAAUCACUUCCUCCCAAUCAUCCUGAUUUAGCUCUUAUGUACGGCAACAUUGGCACAAUACAUAGCACCAUAGGUAAUUAUUCCGAAGCACUUUCAUUUCACGAGAUAGCCCUCGAAAUUCAAAAACAAUCACUUCCUCCCAAUCAUCCAGAUCUGGCUAUCAUGGGUACUUAUCCCGAAGCACUUUCAUUUCACGAGAAAGCCUUUGAAAUUCGACAACAAUCGCUUCCUCCCAAUCAUCCUCAUUUGGCUACAUCCUACGCAAAUAUUGGUGAGGUGCAUCACAGUAUGGCUAAUUAUCCCGAAGCACUAUCAUUUCACGAAAAGGCCCUUGAAAUUCAACAACAAUCACUUCCUUCCAAUCAUCCUGAUUUGGCUACUUUCUACAGCAACAUUGGUUCGGUGCAUGACAGUAUGGAUAAUUAUCCUAAAGCACACUUAUUUUACGAGAAAGCCCUUGAAAUUCAACAACAAUCACAUUCUCCCAACCAUCCUGGUUUAACUAUUUCCUAUCACAACAUUGGUAAUGUGUAUUACAACAUGGGUAGUUAUCCCGAAGCACUUGCUUAUUAUGAGAAAGAUCUUGAAAUCAGUAAACACUCACUUCCCCUCAAUCAUCCUGAUUUGGCUACUUCCUACAGCAACAUUGGUUCAGUGCAUGACAGUAUGGGCAAAUAUCCCGAAGCUCUUUCAUUUCACGAAAAAGCCCUUGAAAUUCGACAACAAUCACUUUCUUCCAACCAUUCUGAUUUGGCUACUUCCUACAGCAACAUUGGUUCAGUGCAUUAUAGUAUGGGUAAUUAUCCCAAAGCACUUUUAUUUUACGAAAAAGCUCUUGAAAUUCAACAACAAUCACUUCUUGACAAUCAUCCUGAUUUGGCUACUACCUACAACAACAUUGGUUCAGUGCAUAAAUACAUGGGUAAUUACCCCGAAGCACUUUCAUUUCUCGAAAAAGCCCUUGAAAUUAGACAACGAUCACUUCCUCCCAAUCAUCCAUGUUUGAUUGCUUCAUGCGGGAACAUUGGUGUAGUACAUGACAGCAUGGGUAAUUACCCAAAAGCCCGUACCUUUUAUGAACAUGCUAUACGAAUCGGAGAACAAUCAUUACUUUUAAAUGAUUCGGAUCUUCAGAUGUAUAGAAAUAAGCUCGAAGAUGUAAUAAACAAAUAA